Habropoda laboriosa is the source of this 2133-nucleotide messenger RNA. RefSeq lists its product as uncharacterized. The record is from RefSeq and is a predicted model, not a curated record. The transcript is spliced from 3 exons. Gene Ontology annotation, molecular function: nucleic acid binding. The coding region runs from base 1 to 2133 and encodes 710 amino acids. Lineage: Eukaryota; Metazoa; Arthropoda; Insecta; Hymenoptera; Apidae.
AUGGAAACGAUAAAGGAAGAUUUAUUUAGAUGGGUCUGUGUAAAGCACGCGACGAACAGUUUCCUCGACAGAGAUUCGUUGCGAGAAAAAGCUCUGGAAUUGACGAGGACACGUGGCUUGAAUGGUUUCAAGUGCUCGGAUAGAUGGUUGACUUGUUUUCUCAAGAAUUCUGGUUUUUCUGCCGAUCUGACGAAUCACUCUGGUCCAGAGAUCCAGGAUCAUCGCGGCUGGGUUGAUCUGAUCAGGCCGAUGAUAACCGAGUAUAAACACGAGGAUUUGUUUCACACCGAUGAACUGACCAUGUACUCGGACAUUCGUCCUUCGAAGAUGGAAACAUGUUCAGAGGGUAGCGAAGGGUCGAGAAAUCGAAUAACGAUUUUGAUGGGCUGCAAUUCUUCGGGAACGAUAAAGCUGCCUCUCUUGAUAUGCGGUCCGUAUUCGUCCAAGAUAAAGGAGAAGGAACACGUUUACUGUCGCAGCGAGGACUCUUACAUCGGAGACGAGUUGUUCAAGGAUUGGUUGUCGAACGUAAACGAUCGUAUGAGAAAAUGCAAUCGAAGGGUCCUGUUGUUUCUAUGCCGGACAAGAGCAUACGCACUGAAAGAUUUUCCGGCGGCCAGCAACCUACAGCUCGUUUACCUUCCCGAGGAUUUUCCACCGCUUUUACGACCGUUGCGGGGAGACGUUUUUCAUUACGUCAAGAUGGUCUUCAGACGGAGGUACGUGGAACGCGUGAAGGACUAUACCACGAAAUGGGAACUUCCCGACAUCCUGGCGUCUUUGAUCGAAGCGUGGCAAACGUUACCGCGAGAACUGAUAAUUUUCAACUUUCAGAGGACACGCUUUAGAACGGACGACAGCCUUCUGCAAAUUAAUUACGAUUCCUGGGACAGCUUGAAAAUGGGCAUGUCGUUCAAGAGGUUCGUCACCUUCGACGAUGAUCUUUCGAACGAUAAGGUAACGCACGAAACGGACAAUCCAUGGUAUCACGAUUACAAUCUCAGAACGAACUGUAAGGAUAAUGUCGUACUGAUUUGCGAGGAUCGCGUGUUGGAGAAUAGGGGAAAAAUCGAAGAAGCAAAAGCUCGAGAUUAUCGGAAGACGAUACCACCUCUAGAACUAGGAAAUCGUACAGAUCGAAAAUUAGACUACAAGAUAGUAAAGAGUCGGAAGAAAAUGGUGAACGAUAAGCAUCGAAACGCAAAACCAAGUUCGUUAAAGGGAAACUUGAUCGAGCGAAAUACGGAGCAGAGGAAGUCCCUGAAGAGAACUUACAGCGAGACUCAAUUUUUUACGAAGGGACGGAGGGGCGAUCGACGUGUGUUCGGGGAUAAAAAUAUUAAAAAUAGCUUUUUGCCGAAGGAUCGUAAUGUUGGUCCGUCGAGAUCGAUCAGGGGGAAGGUAUUCGAAGAGGAGAUGCCUCAAAGACAUCAGCCAGAAGUGAAUAUCAUCCGAGUAUCCCUCCAAGCGAUCAUAGACAAAGCUUUGACUUUGACGUCCUCUGCGAAUGCUGAAUAUACCAAGAAGUUAAUUAACAAUAUCUAUGCGUCUAAUCAGGAAACCGCCAAUCGUCGUUUCACGCAGUCGAAACAUUUGAAUAAACAAGACAGUUUAGAGUCAAGGUGCAUGAACUUGGCGAACAAAAAGAUGACUAAGGUUGCCACGAAUUUACCCGGCAACUUGUUCGACGAAUUUAAUCAACCGUCUAGCUCUACGAGCAAUUUGAACAUUUUAUGGGAAGGAAUCGAACAAAGUGCUUCCAUGGAAACAACUGAAAGCCAAGCAGUACCUUUUGGCACACUUGAAUCAAAUACAGAAAAUCAUAGCAAAAGUGAGAAUUCGAAUCCAACGAGAAACAACGGCGACGACACUGUUCUUCAGGAAGAUUUAAGUUUCUCUGUGGAAACGAAGCGAAAAUUUCCAGAUGUAAACGAUUCCGAGGAUGCUUCUGAUAGUAAUGGACCAGGGGAAGAUAAAUCGAAAACAGAUCAUAACUGGUCGAAGCAAUUUGAAACGUCUUUCAUUUUUGGUUCGCCUGCUACGAACAACUGUUCUUUGAACCACCAGCCUCACGAAAACAUGGUUGAUCCGUGUAUUUUAAAUGUUAGAUCAUCUAUUUCUCCUAGGGAAUAA